CCAGAGAUUGGGAAGUUCUGCGAUCAUACGCUCGCCGGGUAAUCAGCAUUAAAGAGACAUGGAGUUACGAGCCUGGCAUUCCUCCCUUGAGUCUCACAGACCUGGUCUACGAGUCGCUCUGCUUUUGCCCUAUCCCAGUCUUGUUCCCCAAGCUGACGUCAUUGGAGUUGUGGAGUAUGGACGCGAAUCGUUUUCGCUUGAUGGCAUCCAUCUUCCUGGGACCCAGCGUGCGGAACAUUGUCAUCAGUAACGCGACGCUCAAGAGUGAACUUCUUCUGAAUUAUGCCCCAAGCUUGGCCACACAGUGUCCUCUAAUCGAAACCAUCGAGUUUGAAACGCCUCCACCAAACUCUGAGCCAUCGUUGGCAAUGUCUCAGUCUAUCUGCGCCUGGUCAAACCUGCGCUCGGUGAAGUGCGGGCCUGUCGAUGUCUACAUGCUUCAUCAUCUUAGAAACCUUCCCUCUCUUCAUUCACUCGGUGUUUACACCACGCGGACGUCUCAUUGGCUCUCUUCGGACAGCAUCGUCCCCUUUGACGAUCUUGACACUUUGACCCUUGACGCGGACAGCGGUGAUGCGAACGUUCUUGCUUUAGAACGCCUUCUAGGUCCUCCUCCGUCCCCCUCCCAUCGCCGGGCAAGUGUUCGACGUAUAGUCUGCGGACCACUUAGCAGGUCCUCCAUCCACUCAUUCGCCAGAGCUGUUGAGCGCCUCUGUUCUGAUAGUCUCGCCGAAGUCUCCAUUUCCAACUUCUCCGUGGAGGACGUCUCUAUCGAGUCUGGUACUAUCCCUCCAUUCGACGCUCUCCGCCAUCUGACUUCUUUCCGCAACCUCCGAUCAAUGGAGCUCCGAUACUAUGACGAUUCUUUGGCCGAGAUUGGAAGUUCUUCGCGUCGACCCGAUCUUCCCUCAUCUUUCUCUGAUCUUAUCGAGCUCACACGCCGACUUCCUCAGAUACGCAUAAUCGGUGUGCAUAUCGAAAUCGGCAGUGCGCAGAUGUCGCUUCUAGACACGCUGGAGUCGGAGAUUCCUACUUUUGGCAAUGUAGAAAAGCUGUGGCUCUCCUGGAACGAAGAGGAGUUUGAGAUUCUUCCUAGUACGGACGCGAUGGGGGCACUUCUUUUCCGCUUCUUUCCUCACCUGUCGGCCAUUGUUCAGCGGAACAGAGGGUGGUGGCCGGAGCAGGCGGACGAGUACUGGGAGGGGGUUUGUAGAGUGGUGCAGGCAACGCGGGUGAAGAAGCGCAUUACUAUUAGCUAGAAGUGGCGUACCU
This is a messenger RNA of Coniophora puteana RWD-64-598 SS2, 1272 nucleotides long. RefSeq lists its product as uncharacterized. Bases 177 to 1259 code for a protein of 360 amino acids. Lineage: Eukaryota; Fungi; Basidiomycota; Agaricomycetes; Boletales; Coniophoraceae. The transcript has 2 exons. The record is from RefSeq and is a predicted model, not a curated record.